UAAAUUCCAUGACCAAUUUUACGAUUCUAAUGGUUUAUUAUUUUUUUUUAAUUUUUUUUGAUUCGAAGGAUUAUUCUGCUCUUCAAAUGAUCGGAUUAUUGUUUAUGAAUAAUGAUGGCAAACAAAUCUAUUUGAAUUUUUUGAUAGUGGUGAUUCUCUUCAUGACGAUCGUUGUAUUGGCUGAUGAUAAAUCAAUUAUUGUGCGUGGUAAUAAUGCAACCGAAUGGCAUUCUAUACGAUAUCCAUACAAAUCUGUCUAUGGUCUAUCCAAAAGAUUAAAAUGUGAUGGAUCGAUUCAUGAACGAUUUCAUGAAUGUGAACGAUCAGCACACCAUGCAUGGAUAAUCACCAUUAAUGAUUAUUUUUAUGAAUCAAAAAAGUUUUGCUGUUUCAUCUGGCAAACACUUGAUUGUGAAAUUGACGUUUCUGGUGAAUGUGAUAAAGAAUAUUCUAAGAAACUCGAAACCAGCACCGAACAAUCAUACAAAUCAAUGUGUGAUCGAGUUGGUUCAGCUCGGGGGUCAACAUCAUGUUGGUUGACACAAGAUAGACAAGAAACAAUUGCUUGGAUAGUCGGAAUCAUAAUUUUCAUCUUAACGUUGGUCUGUGCAUGCUUGGGAAUUCGAAGUUAUCUUAAUAAGAUUAAUGCUGCAAAACCUAAAUUAGAAAUUAGCGAACCAUUUGAUUAUAGAAAGGAAACGCAUUUAUUUGUUGAAAAAAAUUAUAUGGCAGUUGUUGCAGAUAAGAAAGCAAGAGCACAGAAACAUGUCCCGUCGCCUCCAAAACCACCACGAAUAAACAAAUCAUUUUUACAUCCCGAUGGGGUUGGCCCAGUAACUGAUUCAGCAAGUGUUCCAAAGAAUAUUUCUUCAUCUACAUCAAGAACACCGAUGGCAAUAAUGGCCCCACAAGCAACAACAACGACAACUAGAAAAACUCCCAUUCCAGCGCCUAGAUUAUCAAAAAUGAAAUUCGGAGGAACACCUAAUUUGUUUAACCAAUCAAUUUUACAUCCCGAUGGGGCUGGCCCAAUAACUGAUUCAGCAAGUGUUCCACAGAAUAUCUCUUCAUCUACAUCAAGAACACCGUUGGCAAUAAUGGCCCCACAAGCAACAACAACGACAACUAGAAAAACUCCCAUUCCAGCGCCUAGAUUAUCAAAAAUGAAAUUCGGAGGAACACCUAAUUUGUUUAACCAAUCAAUUUUACAUUCCGAUCCAAUAACUGAUUCAGCAAGUGUUCCACAUCCGAUCAGGGGCAAUAAUGGCCCCACAAGCAACAACAACGACAACUAG
Messenger RNA from Dermatophagoides farinae (American house dust mite), 1295 nucleotides. RefSeq lists its product as uncharacterized. NCBI's taxonomy places the organism in Eukaryota, Metazoa, Arthropoda, Arachnida, Sarcoptiformes, Pyroglyphidae. The record is from RefSeq and is a predicted model, not a curated record.